This is a messenger RNA of Zerene cesonia (dogface butterfly), 888 nucleotides long. RefSeq lists its product as uncharacterized. Gene Ontology annotation, molecular function: oxidoreductase activity. The coding region runs from base 18 to 761 and encodes 247 amino acids. Lineage: Eukaryota; Metazoa; Arthropoda; Insecta; Lepidoptera; Pieridae. The record is from RefSeq and is a predicted model, not a curated record. The transcript has a single exon.
UAGACGCUCGUAAAGCAAUGAGUUUAGUGGACAAAGUUGCCAUAGUCACAGGAGCUAGCUCUGGUAUAGGCGCUGCGAUAGCUGAAAAGUUUAGCAAUGAGGGGGCAAGAGUUGUUAUGGUGGGGCGAAAUGAAAAGAAACUCGCUGCUGUAGCUACUAAAUGCAAAGAACCGUUGGUAAUCAAAGCAGAACUCGGCAACGAAGACGAUACAGUGAGAAUCAUAAAAGAAACAUUAAAACGAUUCAAUAGAAUAGACAUUUUAGUCAAUAACGCUGGUACCAAUGUAAUGGGCAGUAUUUUAAACGGUGACCUAUUGAAAUCGUAUGAUGAAGUGAUGAAAAUAAACUUCCGUGCCAUCGUACACCUCACGCAAUCCGCCGCGUCUGAGCUGAUCAAAACUAAAGGAUCCAUAGUCAACAUUUCAAGUAUCAACGCUCAACAACCAUCGCCAGUUCCCAGUUUAAUGAUGUAUUCAGCAUCGAAGGCUGCAUUAGACCAUUUUUCAAAAGAUGUAGCUAAGGAAUUAGCACCUCACAAUGUGAGAGUCAACGUCAUAAGUCCCGGGCCGGUCCGAACCGAUAUUCUGGAAAACACAAAUGCUCCGAUAACCUGGGAAGACGUGCCAAAGCAGACUGCUUUAAAUCGAGUGUCAGAAGCAGAAGAAAUUGCAGAACUUGCGCUAUUUUUAGUCAGUGAUAAAGCAAUAGGAAUCACUGGUUCAAUAUUUGUGGUUGAUAAUGGAGAAUUAUUGAAAAAAUAAUAUAGAACUGUACAAAUUGUAAUAAUUAAUAAAAUGAAAUGAAGAAUUUUGUAUUUUGUACGAUAGUUAAUUUCAUAGUGAGUGCGGUGCAUUAUGAAAUGUGUUCAAAAUAAAUAAAUUGUACGUA